ACAUCUUGGCAAAAUUCUGCGUAGUUUAGAAACACUGCAGAGGCGAGAAUUUUUCGUUUACGCAUAAAAUCUAUCACUGCCUCCGUUAACUUUUAUGCACUACCACACUCCUCUCAGAUACGGUGUCUCAUUUCUUACGGAUCGUUUUCGCAUGCAAUUGUAACUUUUUUCAUUUUGGAUAAUUCCACUCGAGAUAAUCAAACUCUGCUUUUAAAGGAUGCUUGAGAAUAUUUCGUUCCGGGAAGUACAUCGUCAUAAAACUCUGAAUUCAGGUUUUCUACGACUCCUUCCGGGAUCGAAUCAGCAAAAAAAUGACGGUGGUAGAAGCCCAAAAGUGGUGAAAAAAGCAAAAAAUUAAAUUUAAAAAAUAGUAAAAACCGAAUUUCCUAUUCUUGAAAAAAAAAUGAUAUUCCAUACGAUUCGUAAGAAUGUUCGCGGACUCUGAUGCUGAAGAAAAAAUGUUGUCAUCGUUCCUCAGAAAAUUCAUGAUUCUGGACCUUCCAUUAUACGUCUGCUCCCAGUUCCUAUUGUCGUAACGGUAAUUUUUCCCUUGAAUUCUUUCCGUCUACGACUCAUGACAACAUUGACUCGAAAUUGGCUAUCAAACCUGUUUCUUCGACACGUGCAUCAUGUUUAUAUAUCAGUCUAUAAAUAUACCCAGAAAAGCGUCUCGAACACUUUUUUUUCCUAUACAUGUGCAUAGAGUAAUAGAGCAAUGAGAAAAGAUUUUGUGCACCUGAAUAUGAAGAUGUGGCGAAUGAGAUGCGUCAAAACGAUGUUGAGGUACAGUAUACGUAGCUUCGUACGUGCCCACGUAGUAGAGAGUAGCGCGUUCUACGAUGACGGUACGUGUGGGAUCCUUGGGAGGCUUACUGCGACUCGGCGUAGAACUUCAUGCCGGCUCGUACAAGCCAUGCAGUGAGUAAUCCAUAUUAAAAAAGUAGAGCGAAAAUGUCUCCGGACGAGGAGAGAAUCCCCACAACGAUGCCCAUCCAAGAAGUAGAGGUUGGAGUACCGAGUUCUCCAAAAAUCGUGGAGCCAGAAAUUUGUGAAAUGAAGCAACGAAAGGGGGGGCAUGCGAACGAGGAGGAGAGUCUCGAAGUUGGUGUGGAUAAGCCAGUGGAAUAUGUACCAGCACUCAAAUGGCCUGAUCUUCUGGCCCAAAUCUUCAUACACGUAGGAUUCGUCUAUGGCUUCGGUCUCAUAUUCACCAAGGCCAAAUUGCUCACAUCUCUUUGGGCACUGUUCUUAAUCAUCAUGAGUGGAUUUGGCAUAACUGCUGGUGCUCAUAGAUUGUGGUCUCACCGAGCCUACAAAGCGGAAUGGCCUCUGCGACUCAUCCUCGUAUUUCUGUUCACUAUAGCAGGCCAGAGACACGUAUACGCUUGGGCACUCGACCACAGAGUUCAUCACAAGUACAGCGAGACGGAUGCCGAUCCUCAUAAUGCCAAAAGAGGCUUUUUCUUUGCUCACGUUGGCUGGCUAUUCACAACACCCCAUCCGGACGUCGUUGCCAAAAGGAAAGCCGUGGAUAUGAGUGACCUCGAAGCUGAUCCGAUCGUUAUGUGGCAGAAAAGGCUCUACGUACCACUUUUUGCACUCCUGGCAAUCGGCUUACCAGUGUGGGUACCGUGGUACUUUUGGGACGAGUCCCUCUGGACAUCCUUCUGGGUGAACUUCAACUUCCGUUUCGGCUUCACCCUGAACAGUGCCUUCCUGGUCAAUAGCGUGGCGCAUAUGUGGGGCCAGAAACCGUAUGACAAGUACAUAUCACCGGCCGAGAAUGUGAUGGUUUCGGUGGUAGCCAUGGGCGAAGGUUGGCACAAUUAUCAUCACGUUUUUCCAUGGGACUACAAGACCGGUGAGCUCGGUGAUUAUUCGUUGAACGUAACGACAGGCUUCAUAGACGCAUUUGCGAAGAUCGGUUGGGCCUACGACCGUAAACACGUGUCACGUGACAUGAUCAGACGUCGUGCGAAUCGUUCGGGGGAUGGUACUCACGUUUGGGGUUACGGAGACGUCGAUGUGUCGAAGGAAGAUCGUGAAGAGCUCGAGAGAAUGAGCGACGACAAGAGCAUCUAAUCGUAUUUUAAUUACGAUCGAUUAUGUACAGCCGUUUCAUAGGGUUAGGCGCGAAAAAUUAAAAUUUUUUUAUUAAUUGCAACUUGAACGUACUUAAGGCGAUUUGUUUGAAGUUUAUUAUAAUUUCAUAUUAAAUUUCUCAUCUCGACAAUUCGCUUGAGUAACGAAGCCACUCGCUGUAACAUUUAUCAUUGCUUAACAAUAGAAUAAAUUUGCAUGAAUAGCCGCGAAACAAAGUCAUAUUAAUAUAUUUCCACGCGUAACAAAGCUUACGCUUAGAAUCCACGUUCACGCGUGCAGGCACGCGGGAACGUCGACUUUUUUGCACGUCUGUGCCGAAGACUAUCUCUCGGUAUCCGUCCUAUCUAGAGAUUGUGAGGAUCUCACCUACAAAAGAACGGGUCCAUGCAAUGCACCCAGGUCGAAAUGUUUAUGAUGGAAACCAAAUAAUUUGUCAAUCCGUAUAUAUUUUUUUUUAAUGUUGAAGGAGAAUGCUCGAAAUGCAAUGAAACGAUGGCAUUCUCGUUGGUCAGUAUCUUCCGAUUCGAAUGCUUUUUUGUAAAUAGGGACGAAUGUGCCAGUGCCUAGAUGCGAAUCUAAUGAAAUAUCGAAAAAUCAUUAACGUCGAAAUGCGUGAAACUGCAACAUUUUUAGUUACAUUUGAGCGACGACAGACUCGUACAAUUCAUAAAAUUCUUUUUCUUCCGGACAAUUAUUAUCGUCGUCACCAUUCGCUGCAAGCCUCCAGGGUUGCUCUCCAAAUUCAUUAAAUUGUAAUGUUCCUGCGACAGAGAACAAAAUACUCGGAUCAAUUGAAAAAUCUCGAAUGAUCAUUCAUCGUUGAGUGUACAAUAAAAAAAGCAUUUUAAUCAAUCUCAAUCACAGAAUCCUGUCGACGAUCACACGAAAAUUCGUAAAUUCAUGAGUCUCCAACGUUGCAGAUUCGAUUACGAAGCCAAUUCCCUUUAAGCUCUUGGGCCCAAACGUGUAUCUUGAAAAUAGCUAUACAACAUAAACUGUAUUUACCUAAAAAUUUAUAUUUCUAUUGUUGCAAUAAAGACGAAUUUUGCGAUCGAUGUUAACAUUUA
Messenger RNA from Venturia canescens, 3170 nucleotides. Its product is annotated as acyl-CoA Delta-9 desaturase-like. Bases 952 to 2082 code for a protein of 376 amino acids. NCBI's taxonomy places the organism in Eukaryota, Metazoa, Arthropoda, Insecta, Hymenoptera, Ichneumonidae. The transcript is spliced from 7 exons. Gene Ontology annotation, biological process: unsaturated fatty acid biosynthetic process. Gene Ontology annotation, cellular component: endoplasmic reticulum membrane. Gene Ontology annotation, molecular function: stearoyl-CoA 9-desaturase activity; iron ion binding. The record is from RefSeq and is a predicted model, not a curated record.